AAAAUAAAUAUCUCUGCCAAACCACCUGGUAACCAAUCAGUGAAAGCUGAUUCACUGUGGCGACUCUAGUAGGGAAAUGCCAAAACGUGAAGAACAACAUUUAGGACAAAACUGGAUGUGAAGCCUAUCGAGACGACUGUUGUUGUGAAUUUGGGCUAUACAAAUCAAAUUGAAUUGAAUUGAUUGUGGACCUGAUUGGUGUCUGAACUAUUUUAACAUUAUGCAUUUCUCGAGUUUGGUAUUUUUCUGAAACUGAUGUUGUUAUUUUUUUUACACCUAUUUUUUCAGAAUUUUUGCAAUAAUCUUCAGCGAACUUUUUAACGAUGUCAUUCUGUAAUGUGCCUUUUUUUUUUCCAUUUUAAAAUGGAAGGAAAUUCUGUCCAUCAAUUUAAGCAGACUGCCGUUGCACAUUCUGAACUCCUGCCAAGUUUUUAGCUUCGGCCACUGCAGCGACAAUAAUAACAGUAAAUUACAUACAACCAAAGGGGUUUUAAAAACUGAAACAUGAAAGGCAGAAUAAAAUGAGACCAAACACUGGGGGGCCCAAGAUUGGCCCUGGAUCAUGCCUUGGACACGCAGCAAUGGACAACAGAGCCAAACAGGGCUGCACUUCCCCCUCACGCCAAAGGGGGUCACUUUUUCCCUACACGUGUGAGGAAUCAGCUGGAAUCAGCUCAUGGACUCUGGUGUCAGGUCUUCCGUAAUCCCAUCAGAAUGUGGGAUUCUGUGCAGAACUGCUGAAUGGGAUGACAUACGGAUGGAGAUAGAAAAAUGCGCCCCCUCCUCCUCCCCCUCUCCCACAGAUUUACUCUUUAUCUUGAGUGGCAUGGAGGGGUGGGCGCUGCAAAGACGCACGUUGCAAAACAGCCACUCAGUGGUUAAAUGAUUUGGCAUCACUCGUGUGCACGCGCCCACACGCACGUCGUGGACUUCAUAAGCCGCCACCAGUCUGCAUCGCCGCGUUUCCAUCGAAUCAUCCGUCCGUGGCGCGCAGACCAUGGCACUGGCCGACACGGAGCGCACAGCGUCCAGCUGCGGGGAUCCAAGCGCCGCGUUUUCAGAGAUCAUCGAGCUGAACGUCGGCGGUCAGGUCUAUGUGACCAGACACAAAACUCUCGUCGCAGUCCCAGAUUCACUCCUGUGGAACAUGUUCAGCAAGAAGUCACCCAAGGAGCUGGCGAGAGACAGCAAGGGGCGCUUCUUUCUGGACAGGGAUGGCUUCUUGUUCCGCUACAUCCUCGACUACCUCCGGGACUUGAACUUGGUACUCCCGGACUACUUCCCGGAGAAAAGUCGGCUCCAGAGGGAGGCGGACUUUUUCCAGCUGCGAGACCUGGCGAAGCGCCUCAGCCCGCGGGUGAGUAAGGACAACUCCAUCUGCGAGGAGAUCAUCAACCAGAGCGACACGGAGGACGGCGGGCUGCAGUGCUGCUCCACCUCCGGGGGCAUCGACACUUUACGCGCCGCGUCCGUCAGCGGAGCCAUGCGCUCCCCGUCCCUGGACUCCAGAAAAUCCGGCUACAUCACGAUAGGAUACCGAGGGUCGUACACCAUUGGCAGAGACAUCCAGACUGACGCCAAAUUCCGGAGAGUGGCGCGCAUCACCGUGUGCGGGAAGACCUCUCUGGCCAAAGAAGUGUUUGGAGAGACGCUGAACGAGAGCAGGGACCCUGACAGGCCCCCGGAGAGAUACACAUCCCGCUACUACCUGAAGUAUAAUUUCUUAGAGCAGGCGUUUGACAAGCUGACAGAAGCGGGCUUCCACAUGGUGGCCUGCAGCUCCACAGGCACCUGCGCCUACACCAGCAACGAUCCAAACGAGGACAAAAUAUGGACAAGCUACACUGAAUAUGUAUUCUGCAGAGAAUAACCAAAAGGGGGGCUUAUUGUGUAAAUAUAAACAUCACAAUCUAGCAGGAGAAACAAUAGAAUAAAUAAAAAUAUUCCUAAAUUAGAUUUGGGUUUUCCACUCUAGAUGAUGUGGAGGAAAAGGCUAAAGAAAGUGAGCCUAAUUUGAAUUGACUUUCAUCCAAACCACCACAUUAACAUGAUCUUCAUUUCAAAGCUCAGUGUUUUCCUUCAUAUCUGACUCUGCUGUGAACUGAGAUGAGCUUCAGUUAGUAUUCAGUGUCCUUUCUAUGCUUGUCGGACCAAAUUUACCCUUUCAGAGAAGUUCUUUCACUGUCAUGAUUGUAAGUGUACCUGUUGUGUUGUAUUUAGUAUGUUCAGAUGAAAUAAAGUCAUUUACUCUUUCAA
Oryzias latipes (Japanese medaka) is the source of this 2256-nucleotide messenger RNA. NCBI's taxonomy places the organism in Eukaryota, Metazoa, Chordata, Actinopteri, Beloniformes, Adrianichthyidae. The record is from RefSeq and is a predicted model, not a curated record.